Molecule: messenger RNA, 4740 nt
Organism: Closterium sp. Naga37s-1
Lineage: Eukaryota; Viridiplantae; Streptophyta; Zygnematophyceae; Desmidiales; Closteriaceae
Source: the annotation of a GenBank genome assembly
AUGAUUCUUCUAGCCGUGCUGCGGCUGUACGUUCUCUACACCACCCCGCGCGCGCAGCAGCGGGCGGUUGCGCCCGGGUGGCGCGGGGAGCGGGGGAUCGUGGCAGCUGCUGCACUGGCGCUGACGUGUGCGGUGGUCCCGCUGAUGCAGCUGAGCGCUCGCGUGUCACUGAGCUCUUUCUCUACAGAUGCGGAUUUACCGCCUUAUGAGGUCUGCUCCUUGAUCCUGGCCUUCCUCGCCUGGGCGCUCACUGCAACGGCACUCUUCUGGGAGCGCAAGCGCAUGGUCUGCUCCUUGAUCCUGGCGUUUCUUGCCUGGGCGCUCACAGCAACGGCACUCUUCUGGGAGAGAAGGCGCAUGACAGUGAAGGACGCAUGGCUGCUGCGAUUUGCGGUGCUCUACGUGAUGGUGGGGCAGCUGGCAAAGCUUCGGUUCAUGCUCAUUCUGCAGCAGGACUUCCAGGCGUCUUUCAGUCGUGCUGGCCCUCUUUUUCUUCCUCUGACUUUUGAGUCGACUCAAAAGUCAGCCCCUUCCCUUGCAUCUCCUUUGUUCGUGCUCCUAGGCUUACUCGCGCUCUUCUUCUUCCCCAACCUGCUCCCCCAAGAGCACCCUUCGCCAGGCCUCUCCUCCUCCUCCGCCCUCGCAGCCGCAGAGGCAGAGGCAGCACCGCUCUUGCCACCUGCAGAAGCAGCAGCAGCAGCAGCAGCAAGGGCAGCAGAGAGUGGUGGUGGUGCGGGGUAUGUGCCUUUGGCUGCAGGGCCUGUGGGUGGGGUGGAAGGAGAAGCAGCGGAGGAGGAGGGAGGAGACAACCAGGGGCAGGUGUGCCCGGAAGACCACACCAGCUUCAUCAACCGUACUCAUCUUUACUGGUCCCAAUCCGCAAUUCCCCUUUUACUGAUCCCAUUUCCCCCCUUCCCCUCCCCACUCUCUCCUCCCCCUAGGUCUGACGUUUGGGUGGAUGACGCCUCUCAUGGCUUUGGGGUACCGUCGCCCGUUGGAGGACAGCGACGUUUGAGCGCAUGUGGAGGGAAGAGAAGGGGCGCCCCAAGCCCUGGCUUCUGCGCGCCCUGCACUCCUGCUUUGGCCGCCGGUGAGGGGAGAGGAUGUGUGGGAAGGAUGGGAGGGAUGGGAGGGAGGGAGGGAUGGGAGGGAGAGACGGAGGGGAGGGAGGGGAGGGAUGGGAGGUUCUGGUGGGGUGGUUUCUACAAGAUCGGCAACGUUGCCUCUCAGUUCGUGGGACCGCUGAUGCUCAGCCGCCUGCUGUCAGCCAUGCAGUCGGGCGAGCCUGCAUGGCACGGCUACAUAUAUGCCAGCAUCAUCUUCCUGGGGCUGGGAGGAAAGGAGGGAAGGAGAAGAGAGGAGGAGGAUUCAUGGGAGAGGAGGAGGAUUCAUGGGAGAGGAGGAGGAUUCAUGGGAGAGGAGGAGGAUUCAUGGGAGAGGAGGAGGAUUCAUGGGAGAGGAGGAGGAUUCAUGGGAGAGGAGGAGGAUUCACGACAGCUCGCUCUGGAGUUUAUCAUGGUUGUCUGGGUGAUCUCACCGCACAUCACCCCGUUUAAUCCUGUAUCACCGCACACCACCCCUCUCCUGCACCCCCUGGGCACCAGCACCGCACAUCACCCCUCCUCCCUGCACCAGGUUGGAGGGGUCAUCUGUGAGGCGCAGUACUUCCAGAAUGUCAUGCGGGUCGGCUUCCAGCUGCGACAAGCCAUGGCCACGGGUGGUCGGUCGGUAGCGUGCUGUGCUGUUCAAUGGGGGGAAGAGUGCACUAUGGGGAGGGUGCACUGUGGGGAGGGUGCACUGGGGGCGGGUGCACUAGGGGGGGGGGUGUACUGUGGCAGCGGUGUUCAGCAAGUCCCUGUGGCUGUGCUAAGCAGUGUCCCCUUUUCUCCGCCAUCCUCUUUUCUGUGCCGUAGCAGCGGUGUUCAGCAAGUCCCUGUGGCUGUGCUAAGCAGUGUCCCCUUUUCUCCGCCAUCCUCUUUUCUGUGCCGUGACCCGUCCCAUGUGCAGGUGGCUGCGGUGUUCAGCAAGUCCCUGCGGCUGAGUCACAGUGGCAGGCAGGGCUUCAGCACGGGGCGCAUCACCAACAUGAUGACCAACGACGCUGAGUCGCUGCAGAUGGUGUGUCAGCAGCUGCACGGCCUCUGGUCGGCGCCUCUCAGAAUCCUCGUCUGCAUCUUCCUACUCUACCAACAGCUGGGGGUGGCAUCUGUGCUCGGCCUGCUAAUGCUGCUCCUCAUGAUCCUCGCCCAGGCGGUGAUAGUGAACAGGGUACAGAAGCUGGUGAAGGCAUCUCUGCAGCGCAGCGACAAGCGAGUGGCGCUCAUGAGCGAGGUGCUGCCAGCCAUGGACGCGGUGAUAGUGAAUAGGGUACAGAAGCUGGUGAAGGCAUCACUGCAGCGCAGCGACAAGCGAGUGGCGCUCAUGAGCGAGGUGUUGGCAGCCAUGGAUGUGGUCAAGUUGUACACGUGGGAGGGGAGCUUUCAGAGCAAGGUGGCACACGUUCGAGUGGAUGAGAUGGGGCAGAUUUCCAAGGCGCAAUACAUCAUGGCGAUCAACUUCCUGCUGAUGAGUGUGCUGCCAGUGCUGGUGACGGUGGUGUCGUUCGGCUGCUACUCGCUGCUGGGCCACCAGCUCACAGCCGCCAAGGCCUUCACCUCCAUCUCCCUCUUCGCUGUGCUGCACUAUCCCCUCCACAUGUUCCCCAGCCUCAUCACCCAGGUGGUGAACGUGAAAGUGUCUCUCACGCGCCUGCAGGAGAUGCUACUGGCAGACGAAACAGACAUUGACGCCCAUGCGCCGCCCGUCGACCCGGCCAAGCCGGCAGUCGAGGUCUCCCAUGCUUCCUUCGCCUGGAGCGCUGCUAACAGUGCUCCCACUGCUGCUGCUAACAGGGCUCCAACUGCUGCUACUGCCAACGGUGCUGCUGGGGGAGGGGCAGGAGGAGGGGGAGAAGGCAAGGAGAAGGGUGGAGUGGGAGGGGAGGGGAAGGAGAAGGACGUGGGGGGCACACUAACGGAUGUGACUCUAUCGGUGGAGCCUGGGAAGCUGGUGGCUGUUGUGGGCGCCACAGGGCAAGGCAAGCCGUCGUUGGUCAGUGCACUGCUGGGGCAAGGCAAGUCGUCGCUGGUCAGUGCGCUGCUGGGUGAGAUGCCCAUGGUGUCAGGGGACUCUCCUCCAAUCAUCAGAGGCCGCGUGGCCUAUGUCUCCUGGAUCUUCAACGCUACAGUGCGCGACAACAUUUUGUUCGGGCUGCCCUAUGACAAGCAGCGGUACGAGCGGGCAGUCCAAGUCAGCGCCCUGGAGAGAGACCUGGAGCUGCUGCCAGGGGGGGACCUGACGGAGAUAGGCGAGAGGGGUGUGAACGUGAGUGGGGGGCAGAAGCAGCGCAUCAGCAUCGCGAGAGCGGUCUACUCCGUCGCCGAUGUGUUCCUCUUUGACGACCCACUCUCCGCCCUCGACGCCCACGUCGCCAAGCAGGUGCGUGCUUUGAUGCUCCGGGGCCCUCAACCACCAGCUCGAGUCCUCUACCUCUCCUCCCCGCUCUCCCUCCCCCGCAUUGACUGGGUGGUGAUGGUGGAGAGGGGGGGCAUAGCAGAGCAGGGGAUGUCGCUGCACCUCCAUCCUCCUCAAUCCCUUUUCUUCACUUCCCCCGCCCUCCCACUUGAACCCUCGUCCCCCCUUGAACCCUCGUCCCCCCUUGCAGCUGUGGACUGGGUGGUGAUGGUGGAGGGGGGGCGCAUAGCAGAGCAGGGGCCGUAUGGGCAGCUGAAGGCGUCGGCACCCAAGUUCCAGAGGCUGCUGGAGAAGGCAGGCGCGCUGGAGGAGCAUGGGGACGCGGAGGUGGGCAAGGACGGAGGAGAAACAGCCGGUGGGAGUGAGACAAGCGCUGAAGCGGCAGCUGCUGCUGCAAUGUCUGGCAGCAGCAGCAUCAGUGGUGGUGGUGGUAGUGGCGGGGGUUCUGCUGCUGCAGAGAACGGCUUUUCUAGCAGCAGCAACCAAGUUGGGGAGAAGAGCGGAGCAGGGAAUGGGGAGAGAAGCGGAGCAGGGAAGGGGGGGAAGAGCGGAGCAGGGGGAACAACCCUAGUGCAGGCGGAGGAGAAGGCGCAGGGGGUGGUGAGCGCAGCGGUGGUGUGGCGGUAUGUGAGGGCCAUGGGGGGGUCGGGCGUGCUGGCAGUGCUCAUCUCGCUCUACGUGCUCGUGGAGGCCGCCAGGGUGCUGGCGAGCGUGUGGAUCAGCGUUUGGACGGGGUCCGUGUCUCAGGAGGGUGGGGGGAGACAAGGGUCGCUGUACUUCGUGGCGGUGUAUUCGCUCAUCUCGCUGGGCCAAGUGCUGCUCACCUUCGCCAACCAAUACUUCCUGGUGUUUUCUUCCCAGAGAGCAGCUCGUCGCCUGCACGAUGCCAUGCUGGCAGCCAUUCUGCGAGCCCCCAUGUCCUUCUUUCACACCAACCCCGUUGGGCGUCUGAUCAACCGCUUCACCAAGGAUACAGCGGACAUAGACAAGAAUCUCGCGCAGUACACGUCGCUGUGCCUGGGCGGCAUAUUCCAGCUGCUAUCCACCUUCGCUCUCAUCGGCGUUCUCAACACCGUCGCCCUCUGGGCCAUCGUGCCACUGCUGCUCCUCUUCUACAUCGUCUACCUCUACUUCCAGAGCACUGCACGGGAGGUGAAGCGCUGGGACUCCGUCACGCGCUCUCCCGUCUACUCCCAGGUGCGAUUCGAGGCAGCUCAGAAUAAUUAA